Molecule: messenger RNA, 585 nt
Organism: Plutella xylostella (diamondback moth)
Lineage: Eukaryota; Metazoa; Arthropoda; Insecta; Lepidoptera; Plutellidae
Source: RefSeq, a predicted model, not a curated record
AUUCGAUGCCACUCGUGUGCUGCCCGUUAUUGCUCAACGAAAUCGACAGUUGCUAUAAAGUCGUGACAAUGGUCCCAAGACAAUACAGUCCAUCACACACACUCUUAGCGACCUGUGAGCAGUCACAUCCCCAAGCAAAAUGAUCGCCAAAUUCGUUAUUGUCUUCGCCUUCGCCGUCGCCGCUUCAAGCGCCGGUGUGCUGCCCUUAGCCGCGGCCCCUGCGGCCCUGGUGGCGCCAGCGCCGGCCGCCUACGCCAUCGCCCCCUACGCCAGCUCCUUCUCCGCACACACCGUGAACCACGCCGUGGCCACACCAGUUUACGCCCCCGCGCCCGUCGCCGCCGCCCCGCUAGUUGCCGCCCCCGCUGCAGCCCCGCUCGUGGCCGCCCCAGCGCCAUACUACCCCAGCGCACGAUACCUCUCUGCUCCCUACUUCUUCUAGACGAAUUAAUUGGCUGAAUCAUUGCUAGUGACUUGCUUUCUAUAUUAAGUAUGUUUAUUGUGUAAAUACGUUUUGUUAUGUAUGUAUACCUAUACUUUUGUAUUGUGUGAUGAAUUAAAAAAAUCACAACCUCUAGAAAUCUA